Molecule: messenger RNA, 4965 nt
Organism: Drosophila subobscura
Lineage: Eukaryota; Metazoa; Arthropoda; Insecta; Diptera; Drosophilidae
Gene: osp
Product: protein outspread
Exons: 12
Coding region: 145-4935 (1596 amino acids)
Biological process (GO): actin filament organization
Cellular component (GO): actin cytoskeleton
Molecular function (GO): actin filament binding
Source: RefSeq, a predicted model, not a curated record
AGCAAAAGUGCAACAACAACAACCACGACACAAUGCCCGUUCUCGUCUAAACACCGUAAUCUCUCUCUGUACUCCGCUUCUUAGUACAGCUGUCCAUCUGUCCCCUCUACCCACUUCAAUACCGUUAUUUCUGUGCUUCAUAAAAUGUCAACAAUAACAACAACUGUGGCCACGCCACCCUCAACAACGGGUGGGCCAGGAGGGCGCACUGCCGAUUGUCGUAAAUUCUUACCGAAUAUCUUCAAUAAAAGCAAAUGCAGCCACUGCUUCCGUCAAAGAGAGGAGCAUUCGACCGCCGCCUUGGAAUUCAAUAGGGCUUCGCGAAAGGUCUCCAAAUGCGGAUAUCUGUUUGUGGCACCAGAUUGGGACUUUAGCAAUCCAUUGUACAGAACAAAGCGCUGGCAGCGACGAUGGUUUGUCCUUUAUGAUGAUGGUGAGCUUACAUAUUCGGUGGAUGAUUAUCCCGAAACCAUACCGCAGGCCUGCAUUGAAAUGACCAAAGUGCUGGAGGUGACCGGUGCCGUGGAGGUUACAGGACACCCCAAUUCCAUAGCCAUAACCGCACCAGAGCGUGUCACCUUUGUAAAGGGCACCAGCUCCGAGGAGUCGCAGUGGUGGCUUAACAUUCUGGCUGCCUUUCCUAAAUCAAAGGGCCGCCACAAGCGCAGUGCCACGCUGCCGGGCGGCCAGGUGGUUGGCAGCCUCCGGCAGUCGAGCAACAUAGAUAUGUCCACAAAGUUGGGCAAUCGUCACAGCUCGUACCACAAGGACACGCUUACGGCCUCCCAAUCGGCGGGCAAUUUGUUGAGCAGCCUCGAUCUGAGUCCUAGUUCCACGAAUACUGGAGGCUUAUCCACGGUGACCAAUACGCAAGGCACUGUGGACGAUGAUGAGGAGGAUGAUGGCGUGGAAACGGGCGAGGAUGUCGACGAAGAUGAUGAGGAGGAUGUGCAGCCAAGGCAAUCGAAUGCAUCGACCAGCUGCCUCAUCGGACAGGAUGAGAACAAUCGAAAUGCGGGCAACGAGAUCACAAAUCGGGUUUCACAACCCACAACAUGCCUGCUCAUUGAGGACAUGCGCAGGGAUGAGAAGACCAGCGAGGACAUUUCCAACAGCAUAACGAACCUAAGUCAACAGCAGAACAAGCGCUGGUCCACGGCCGUCAAUAAUGCGCUGAACAAUCAGCAUCAUUACCCGCAUCACUCCCAUGGACAGUACCAGACAUCGCGGGACGAGACGGAUUUCCAGGUCUCCACCGGCAACAGCAACAACAAGUCCCAGAGCAAUUGUGGGAGCGAGAGACCAAAGUCAUUGCCACUGGCGGCCAACUCCACGCCGGCCAUCGUCUCGGCCAUAGUCAAAAAGAUACCCACGGUGAUGAGCCACCUGAAGACACAGCCAACGGCACGGCUCCAGCUGCAACUGCACCUGCAAGUGAAGCCAGUGAAGCAUUACCAGCACGAGAGAGGGGAUCCGGAUGGAGGCUGCAACAUGGACGAGCUGUGCGCCAACUACAUGGCCAAGACGGACGAGCGGCGAGCAGUCAAGGGCGGGAUCAAGUCAUCCUCCUCCUCCUCCUCCUCUGUGGCACACAAGCCCGCAGCCAAGGGCGCCACGGAGGAGUCGCUGAAUGCCAAGAAGGGCUGGCUGAUGAAGCACGACAGCCGCACGGGCGAGUGGUCCAAGCACUGGUUCACGCUCAGCGGUGCGGCUUUGUUCUACUACCGCGAUCCACUCUGCGAGGAGCGGGGUGUCCUCGACGGAGUCCUCGAUGUGAACAGCCUGACGAAUGUGCUGCCAGAGCCGAGCGCCAGCAAGCAGCACGCGUUCCGGUUGAUCACCUGGGACAAGCAGCGCCUGCUGCUGGCGAGCCUCUCGCCCAGCUCCCGCAACAGCUGGCUGGCGGUGCUGCGCAGUGCCGCCAGCCUGCCCCAGCAGCUGGAGACGACGCCUGCGGCGGCCGCCAAGCAGACGGACAUCGAGCAGGACUUCAUCAAGGCGCAGCUGCAGCCUGUGGCUGUAGCGAGUCCGGCCACCACGCCGGGCACACCCGCCGGAGCAGGCGGACCCCCCCACUUCUCGUCCGACGAGGAGUACCGAACCGCAUCGGAGGGCGGACGUAGGGACAGCCUCGACUGGGGUUCCCCGCUGUCGCCAUCCCCGCCCGUCCUCCGCAGCUGCCUGCGCAACCGCAGCCUCGCGAGCCUCCACAAGCGCAGCCGCAGCUCCCCGCCCAGCUCGAGGCGCAGCACCGUCGACAGUGUGGCCAGCGAUGAACUGCCACUGCUGGUUGUGCCCGAGGAGCUGCUGCAGCCGGAGCGAGAGCUCAAGCAGCAGUGCGAGACGCUGCGGGCAGAGGCCGCGCUGCGAGAGGCACGAAUGUCGGAGCUGUUGAGUACGCUGCAGCGGACGGAGCAGCAGCUGACGGCGCGGCUGCAGGAGCAGCAGCAGCAGCAACAGCUGAAUGGAGAGCUGGCCAAGGCCAAACAGAGUGCCGCCGAGCUGAUGCACAGCCUCAGUCUGCAGCUGUCGGAGAGCCAGUGCAAGAUCAAGCAGCUGGAGGAUCGCCUGGCGCAGGGCAUCGAGGAGAACGAGAGCCUGUACAAGCGGCUGAGGGAGCUCCGGACGGAGGGCACUGGCAGCCAGGUGGCCAGUCUCAGCAAUCUGCAGCGCCACAAAAUAAAGCGCAUGGACUCGCUGAGCGACCUCACCACCAUCAGCGACAUCGAUCCGUAUUGCCUGCAGCGCGACUCCCUCGCGGAGGAGUACAAUGAGCUGCGGUCGCGCUUCGAGAAGGCCGUGAACGAGAUUCGGGCCAUGAAGCGGGAGCUGAAGCAGUCCCAGAACCAGUACGACGCCCUCGAGCUGGCCCAAGCGGCGCUGCAGCAGAAGCUGGAGCGCUGCCAGCUGGAGGAUGGAGCGCAGCUGCAGCUGAUGGCCGCCCGCAUCCAGGAUCUGACACUCAAAUACAGCAGCUCGGAGCGACAGGUGCGAGCGCUGAAGCAGAAGCUGGUCAAGUCCGAGCGACGACGAUCUCUGUCGCUCAAGGGCAAGGAGCAACUGGAGCUGAAACUCAGCGAACUGCAGAGGGAGACCAUCGAGAGGAAGUCGGUGGAGAGCGUCAGUCCGCCCACAGAGUCCGCGAGCAGCGAGUCUGCGAGCCGGUCCCCGCUGAACGGCCAUCUGCUGCAGCGUCUGCACAGCCUGGAGCAUGUGCUGCUGAGCAGCAAGGAGCGCCUCGAGCAGAGUCUCUCGCAGCUGCAGCAAAUCCGCGCAGGACAGAGGAGUCGUCGCUCCGUUUCACCCAUGAAUGACAGGAAGGACGGCCUGCGGCAGCUGGAACGCGCCCUGGCCGAGACCUGUGUGAUGGUCAGCGAGCAGCUGGAGUUGACCUGCGUCCAGGAUGCCUGCCACAAGUGCUGCGACCUGCGCCAGCGGGUGGAGAAGCUCUCGGCACUGCAGCAACAGACUGAAACGGAUCUGCAGCGCAGCGAGCAGCUGCUGGAGCAACGCGAGAGCGAUCUCGCACAGGCCCUAGAGAAGUGCGCCAGCCAGGAGCAGGAGCAGGAGCUACUCCUGCGACAGCGCAGCGAACUGAGCGACGAGCUGGGCAGGCAGCAGGACCGCUGCAAGCGCCUCGAGAAGCGACUGGAGCUACUUGAACGGGAACAUGGCAAGCAGUUGGAGUGUCUGCGCGAGGUGUACCACAACGAGCAUGUCAACGCGGCCGAUGAGCAGAGCUUCCGCAAGCGCUACCAAAUGGAAAUCGAACAACUGAGGACGCUCUGCGAGAAGGGGCUGAGUGCCAUGGAGACCUCCCAUCGUAGAAUAACCUGCGAUCUGGAGCAGCAGCACAAGCUGGAAAUUGAGCGACUGUUGGCCGAAAAGGAGACCGCUCUGGCAGAGGAAACGCAGGCAACGCUCGCCGCUCUGGAUGCCAUGCGAAAAGCUCACCAGAGCGAGGUGCAACGUGAGGUGGCGCGCUUCAAGCAGGAGUUCCUGAGACAGGUACAGCGGGGAGAACACAUUCGGGGCGAUGGCACCACGCUGAAAGAAGAGGAGCUCGAAGAACUUCGACUGGAAAUUCUAUCGUUCUCCGAGAAAUACUCGAUAAAAUGUGUGGAAAACGCCGCUCUGGAGGAGCAGCUGCACCUGGCCAACAGCAGAUUGAGGCACUUUCAGCAAAUGCAACAACUGGAAUUGAGAAAUAGGCAAUUUCGUGCCCAUUUGGCAUCGGAGGAUCCAGCCAAUGAUGUGCACUUUGUGCAGGGCCUGACCCCGGAUCACUCCAGGGAGGGGGCCCACUGUGAGGAUAGCGAGCCUGUACCAUCCGUAGCCGUACCCGUACCCGUACCUGUACAGUGUGCACCAGAAAUAGUGGCCAGUGAAAGCAGAACCACAACCACAUUGGGAGCCAGCAGCGAUUCCGAGUCGAUACCGAAUCCCCUGAACCCAGUUCCAGCCCCAGCGACAGCGACAACGCGAGAAGCCAAUGAAUACGUGGAGCCAAGCCUUUUCGUGAUACCCUCCCAUAUGCUUAAUUGCUGCCCAAUGCCCGCCGCAAACCGAAACCAAAACCAAAACCAAGAUCAAAAACGAAAACAAAAACAAAACCCUUCUGAUCAGAUUCGUGCAAUCCAGAGCGAGUAUGCCGCGCUCGAGGACGGCUACGAGCCGUGCUACCGGCCGUUCGAUAUAUUUGCCAUUUAUCAGAAUCGUUUGAGCUUCCAAGGUCUAAGAGGCAGCUCCACGUUUGGCAAAAGUCUGCGAAAAUCCACUGCACAGACAUCACCAGCAUCAUCGAAACUAACAGCACCACCAAGAUGUGGCACCCAUACAGCACCGACAACCAAUCCAAAUAAGCCAAGUCACAAGAAAAUGUUUAAAACGGCUGCCGUCAUUAGCAUGCAAAUCCACGAAGAAAAAGCACAAUGAACAAAAUUAAAAUUCAACUGCAGAAGAAAA